This is a messenger RNA of Oncorhynchus gorbuscha (pink salmon), 5925 nucleotides long. RefSeq names its product solute carrier family 39 member 10 (gene slc39a10). Gene Ontology annotation, molecular function: zinc ion transmembrane transporter activity. Gene Ontology annotation, biological process: positive regulation of B cell receptor signaling pathway; zinc ion import across plasma membrane; intracellular zinc ion homeostasis. Gene Ontology annotation, cellular component: membrane. The transcript has 12 exons. The record is from RefSeq and is a predicted model, not a curated record. Bases 249 to 2846 code for a protein of 865 amino acids. NCBI's taxonomy places the organism in Eukaryota, Metazoa, Chordata, Actinopteri, Salmoniformes, Salmonidae.
CGAAAAGGCCCUCUUGAUUGUCGUGGGAAGCAGGCCCCCUUGGAAACCCAUUGGCUGUUUGUGAGUCGCUGCUCAGUGAACGGGUUGCUUUUUUUUUGAGUACGGAGCUGAGAGGAGAUGCACACGGCACUCGAGUGAGCUCAACAGUUGGUAUUUCUGAAAGAACUGGAAAAGGCCCUAUCACGUCAGCAUUGGGGGCCAAGGCGGAGCAGUAUUACUACAUUGAAUUGAAGAAGGCGCCCUUGGAUAUGGGGUGUCAUAGCGGGGAGACGAUGCGGGUCCACACUCACACCAAGUUCUGCUUCCUAUGUGUUCUCACCUUCCUGUUCCACCAGUGCAGCCACUGCCACGGUGACAGCCAGCACCAUCACCACGGCCAUCACCAAGGCGACCAUAGCGGCGCUGGUGAACAUGAUGGUCAUGAACACGCCCACAGCGACCUGCAGAUCUCCCAGGCUCCUUACGUGGGCGGAGGAGGGUCUGGUGGGGAAAUGGAUGUGCAGAACAAGGGUCCUGGUGAGGUGCUAGAGCUGGAGCAGCGCUUCUACAUCCACCAACUGUUCCGGCGUUACGGCCAGCGCGGCCAGCUGGACUUCCGUGGCUUCCAGAGCCUGCUGCUCAGCCUGGGUCUGGGGGAGGUGAAGGUGGUGGGCUUGGAGCAUGAGGAGCUGGGCCACGAUCACGUUGCCCACCUGGACCUGCUGGAGGUCCAGGAGGGGCUCCACUCACACUCGCCCACCCACGAAGAGCCAGGGCAUGGCCAUGGGCAUAGACACCAGCAUACACGGGGGAAGCCCCAUGCACACUACCACCCACACACAGAUCCAGGGCCAACUCACUCCCCCUGCAACCAGCUGGCGACUGGUGCCAGUCUCACUGUAGAUGAUGGUCCAUUGGAGGAUCACGACCACAAACAUGACCACGGCCCAGUAAAAGACGGUGACCACACUCAUGAUCAUAAACCAAAUCAUGACCACAAACAAGACAAAGAGCACAAACUCAAAGAGAGCCAACAGCUCAACCAUGAAGACCACAGCAACAAGACUCAGCCUCAUCAUGAUCAUGACCUCAAAUCCCACACACACCCCCAUCACUCACAAAACAACACAGACAGUCCUCAAGCACAUCAAGAGCAGCCGUCCACAGCCCCGGCACAGGCCAGCCAGGAGCAGCAACCAGGGGCCGAGGCUUCAGAGGUCCCCAGUGCCAAGCCCUCUGCCCCACUUACCCUACCUCCAGAAUCCAAGCCCAGGAGGCCAAGGAAACCCAAAGGCCAGUGGGCACGAAACCAAGACCACCAUAACCACAGUCAGGAACAUGACCACGUGCAUGAUCACAGUCUUAGUUCUGCGCCUAGGGGGAAGAGGGCGGCAGGUGAGCCCCACUUGAGCCCCAUGUUACCGGUGCCAGCCCUGCCCAGGCAUCAAGAGGACGUGGUUCAUCAGCAUGAGGAGUGUCUGAAUCUGACCCAGCUCCUCAACUACUAUGGCCUGAGUCCAGACUCCCGCAUCUUGCCCAGCCAGUUCACCUACUUGUGCCCGGCCCUGCUCUACCAGAUUGACAGCCGCGUCUGUAUCCGCCACUAUCACCAGGUGGACUUGGGGCAGGCCGCCCUGGAACCAGCCAACUCCGUGUGGGUCUGGAUGUGGGGCUUUGUCUCCAUCACCAUUAUCAGCCUGCUGUCCCUACUGGGUGUAAUACUGGUGCCCAUCCUCAACCAGGGCUGCUUCAAGUUCCUGCUCACCUUCCUGGUUGCCCUGGCUGUGGGCACGCUCAGCGGAGACGCCCUGCUCCACCUGCUGCCACAUGCUCAAGGGGAGCACGACCACAGCCACGGUGAGUCAGGAAACAAGAGCAACACUAAAGAGGUGGACAUGCUCACUGCCUUUGAUGGGGUCUGGAAGGGCCUGACAGCGCUGGCUGGAAUCUACUUCCUCUUCAUCAUUGAGCACUGCCUCGGCAUGUUCAAACACUACAAAGACGCAGGGGGAACCUUCUGUCGUAGGAAGAAGAGGGGUGAGGAGGCCAAGAUUGGCAGGAAGCUGUCCGAUCACAAGUUGAAUCGACGCUCGGACGCAGAGUGGCUUCACCUCAAGCCUCUCACAGAGGGUCUGGACAGCACGGCCAUCUCCUGCGACAACGGCCACAAUGACACCCAGCUUACAGAGCUGCAGCCACCUGACUCGCCCAGCAACAAGACGCCACUGGCCCCUGCAGACUUGCUUACCAAGGAGAAUGGCCGUCGGCCCAAGAAACACGGGCACAACCACGGUGGGCAUUCUCACGGAGGUGGGCAUGGGCACUCACAUGGCGGGAACUGCCACUCGGACCAGGAGAUGAAGGACGCGGGCAUCGCCAGCAUCGCCUGGAUGGUCAUCAUGGGUGAUGGCAUGCACAACUUCAGCGACGGCCUGGCCAUAGGUGCUGCCUUCAGUGCAAAUAUUACCGGUGGCAUCAGUACAUCUGUUGCAGUGUUCUGCCAUGAAUUGCCUCACGAACUGGGUGACUUUGCGGUGCUUCUGAAGGCUGGCAUGUCGGUGAAACAGGCCAUUGUGUAUAACCUACUCUCUGCCCUCAUGGCCUACGUGGGCAUGAUGAUCGGCACAGCCGUGGGCCAGUACACACACAACGUCACCAGCUGGAUCUUCGCAGUCACCGCUGGCAUGUUCCUCUAUGUGGCUCUGGUGGACAUGUUACCAGAGAUGCUCCAUGGCGACAGCGAGGAACACAAGCGCUGUCAGCUGGGCCACUUUGUCCUGCAGAACCUUGGCCUGCUCACCGGUUUCUCCAUCAUGCUGCUCAUUGCCAUCUUCGAAGACCAGAUAGUUUUUGACUUUGGCUUCUAGCGGUGGAGGGUGGGGCCGGUUGGUACUAGGGAAGGCAAAUGUGAGGUUGUGUCGGUACUUGUGCUGUUUGGCCUUUAAAUAGUGCUUUGUUUGUUCUGUGGUGGUCCAGUGUCCUGCAUGCAUAGUGAUUGAGCUCUCAUUCAUGCUCCUUGUGCCUCUCCAUUCUGUAGCUCAAAGCAGUGGCUUAUACAUAUCCCCCCCCAUUCUGUUGCCUUUCUCUGUUCCAUUGAGUUAUUCCUUUCAGCUCCUAGGUUCUAUCCUAUGCUCCUUCCCAUGUAGCUUAGAUGCUGUAUCGAAGGUACACCUCAAGGUUACACUCUCACCAACAAACACCUCUUUAGUUGAUAUUGAUAAGGCCACAUUCCUUUCGGAGACUAGCUUAUGCAAGUAACACUUUGAUCAAAAGGAAUGUCACAUUCCAAUUGGUCUAAAUACAUUUGUCGACAAUAUAAGUUCACAUAUCGGCGGCUCGCCUCAGUAUCAGCAGGUGUGCUCCACUACCUUUGAGCUUCUCUCUCAGAUAGUGGACAGAGUUCCUCACCCGACUGUGUAAGAUGGAUAACCUCCUAACCUGGAGAUUUCUCCAGACUGCUUCCCACCGGUGCAGGGCCCUCUCCUACAGAGAGGAAGCUGUCAUGGCCCAGCAGCCCUCUGCUCAUCCAUCAUAACCCUGUGCAGUGUGUAGUCUUAUGUCGUUCCCACUCCCUUUAUCUGUUAUCAACCCUGUGGCUUGUCCCAUUAUCCAUGCCUAGUGCACCUGUGGUGCCUUCCCCUUGGCCCCCCCCCAUCCAUCGUAAACUUGUGAAAUCUGUCCCGCUGUGUAUCAACAUUUAUUGUCUAAAGCCGUGGCUGUGCCAAGUCCAUUGUGGUGGCUUUGCCAAUGAACAUACUGUAAUAGAGUAGCUAGGAGCUAGCUCGUCCGUAGACUCGGAAAUGUUAAAGGAAAGUGGUGCUGAAGCCCAAAUUUGUCCCCAGGCAUUGCAUGAGUCAACAGGUCUGUAUUGAAGGUCUUCGCCCUGUUGCUCUGCAAAAUAAUUGAACCACAGCUUAGCUAUGCAUUUUGCCAAAAAAUGUGAACGCUACUACCCCAACCUUAAAAGAGCGAUUGAGUGUCUAAUUAUAAUGUCUCGGUGUUCAUUUGCAGCAGUCUCCAUAUUUAUAUAUUUUUUGGUCUUGUUUUUAUGGCUAAUUUGAGAAGCAUUGUGGGUAUUGAAGGUUUCAUUUCAUGUUAAAUGUAGACUCGGUGACGCACAAAGUAAACAGAAUAUUAACUCAAUUUCCACAUCAACUAAGAGUGUUAAAGCACGGGGCCUUAAGUUCUCCACUGUUUUGGUCCUGUAGCUACCACGCUAUAGCGGUGUAAAUUGCACCCGAGCACAUGAUCAGAUACUGUGUGACUAUUGGAGAGCAGUCUUGCAUCGCGCUCGUCUCAAUAUCUGCGGUACUGAUUCAUAGCGCUGAGUCGAUCUCUAAAAUGAUAUGGGAGAAAAAAAGUUGGAUUACCUAGAUGUAUAUUAAGAACCAAGAAAUAUUGCCCAACUGCAUUUGGAGGACUGAGUCUGUAAACAAACAUUUGACAUUUUACAAAAUGAAACUUGCAUGCCCUAAAUCCUAUGUGAAUUUAAGUUAGUAUUUUCUUGUGUCGAAGAAACAGUGUUACUUUGCGUUUACUCCAUUAUUGACGGCACUAGCUUGUUUUUGUAGCCAAAUACAUGACCCAUGCAUUGUGUUGUGGUAUUUUCUUAUUUUUAAAUGGGUUACUGUAAGUCUUGAUUACCCCAUCGCAAUCGGGCAAAGUCAGAAGUCAAUUAGAUUGAGAGCGUAUAGUAUAUUAACUUUGUGCUUAUUACAUGGGGGUUACACUAGUUACCUUACCCAUGUUAAGACCGUUUUCAGCAUCAUAAGCACAGGAACAGUGUAAAUCUAAAGAGUGUCACUUGUAUUGUUAAACCCUGAGAUGUUUGAAUACUGUGUUGCGUAUCAUUCCUCCCAAACCAGUUUAAGAAAGUACUUGUAUCAAAUAAUACAUUUUCCUGUGUCAUUUUGAAAUUGUUCUUUGACAAUCUGGAAAAGAACAAGCAUGUCAAUGGCCUUUAUCACUGCUAAAAAUAUGCUUUGUCUAUAUAUUUGAAUAUGUUCAAAUUAGCACACUUUGCACUUGUGUAAUUGAUAUUCGACUUGUAAUCAAACCGUAUAACUAGAAGGUUAUCAGAUGUUCCUUAGUUUUUUUUAAUCAAUCAUUAGUUGUAUAUUUUUGGUUAAAUGGGUGUAUGAGACACCACGCCGACUGUGCCAAAAGUGGCCCAUUUGGGUUUUCUUUACCAUAAUUCUGUGCUUGCCGUCGCCUCCUGACAUUCCAUUGGCUGUCUGCUGCUCGAGUGCUAAGCUAGCCAGCCUGGCAGCUUCACCUGCUGGAUCACAUUGAAAUGUGCAACCUCCAUUUAUCCUGUCACUGUGUGACAUCCAUCGUCUUGUCUUAUUGGCUGUGAAUCAUCGUCAAUCACAUUAAACUAAUGUACUUGAUUGGAUUGAAUCAUGCAUGAGGCAUGAGUGCAAUGGAACAGGAAAAUGUUUUGGAUGUAAUUGUUUCUCUGCUUUUGUAUAGAAAAAUGUAAAUUAAAAAGACUAGUCAAAUGUUGUUUUUUUAAACCGAUCAACUGUAGCGAUGAGGAAUUAUUUGGGGCCUGCUGAGCCUAUUGGUAGAGCUUUCAUGUUUUAGAACAUUAAUGUUAAUUUGUUUUUCAUAGUUUUUCAACAUGAGAAAACAAAUAGAAAUAUGGGCUGAAUAGGAGCCUGCAAUGUCGCUAUAUUCUUUUAACAAUACAUUUUUCAUGCAAUGGAGAAGGUUACAAGUGUCUAGCCACAAUUUAGAUUACCAUGCCCCAAAGAAUAUCAGAAUCUCUUUACUGGACUAGGAGCAGCAAAUACAAAAUAAUAUGAAGGUCCAUGAUUGUUUGGUUUUUAAUUUGAUACAUUGUUUACAAACCUGGAUAUCUAAAUGUAGGCAUUGCAUUUAUCAUCCUCGCUGAUUGUCUGUGCAUUCUCUGUCUGGAAAGGAAAAUAAAGUUUGCAAAGAGCC